Notothenia coriiceps (black rockcod) is the source of this 2105-nucleotide messenger RNA. RefSeq names its product nascent polypeptide-associated complex subunit alpha, muscle-specific form-like. The record is from RefSeq and is a predicted model, not a curated record. The coding region runs from base 331 to 1044 and encodes 237 amino acids. The transcript has 2 exons. NCBI's taxonomy places the organism in Eukaryota, Metazoa, Chordata, Actinopteri, Perciformes, Nototheniidae.
UGAGUGAUGCGAGCUCUGUGAUUGGUCAGCAAGUGAUAUGUGCUCUGUGAUUGGUCAUUGAUAGAUGUGAGCUCUGUGAUUUGUAGGUGAGUGAUGUGAGCUCUGUGAUUGGUCGCUGAUAGAUGUGAGCUCUGUGUGAGUGAUGUAAGCCGUGUGAUUUGUCGUAAUGUGAGCUCUCUGAUUGGCUGUCCCUCAGCGCUGGGCGGGCCCACAGAGGAGGAGCUUCUGGAGCUGUUGGACCAGUGUGAUCUGGCGCUGACCCGAACACCUGACAGCACGCCCCGGGCCUCCACCUGCAGCCUGUACUCUCAGAUCGGAGACGUCCUCCGAAUGGAGCGCCUCCUCUCUCCUUCAGCGGGGGGUCACAGAGGAGGCGGAGCUUCUGGUUCCUCUGCCUCUCUGUGCGGCAGCCUCCCUCGACAAGCCCCGCCCCCUGUGCCUCUCUGUAAACCCGCCCCUCGAGACUCCGCCCCCUCAGGAGCUCCACAACAACAACAACCACAACAACCCCUCGCUAUCCCCGCCUACAACUCCAGCCCGCGGCCCCCCAGGCAGCGGGAGUGGGGGGGGUCGAUGCGGCGAGGCAGUUUCGUGGAGCGUUGCCAGGAGUUGGCGAAAGGCUCCGAGGCGGCGGGGGUUUCUGGGUUUGGGCCAGAGGGCGGGAGGCGGAGCUUAGCCGUGUGCACAGAACUCGAGGCCAGGUUUGGCCUCAGGACGCCGACCACCUUCUCUGUGUCGCCCGGAGCACGAAACUCCCCAGGAACGCCGGGAACGCCUUCUUCAUCGUCGUUGUUGUCCUUGACGCCUUCCUCUUCAUCGCCUUCUUCUUCGCCGCAUCGCAAGACCACGCCCACUCCGCCUACAAGCCCCGCCCCCCACCCCACUAUGAGCCCGACCCGUUCCCAAGCGCCCGCCUCCCCAAGACGUGGCGAUGAAACGUCUCCGGAUGAAACACCGGCAUCAACGGAGAGUUCUGACACCCCCCCUGCCAACGCCGGACCCCCCACCAGUCCCAAACCACACAUGAAUGAAACCAGCUUCUGAUUGGCUGUCAGACUGAUCCUUUGUUGCUAUAGUUUGGGUCUAACUAAUGUACUGGAUGCCAGGAGGAGAAGAAACAGCAGGAAAACAGAACUAUUUCAAACGGCGGAAAGUCUCCACUAAAGCUGCCCUCAUCAUUAAAGAGCUGCUGGGAUGUCGUAUUCCUGUGUUGGACCCUGAAGGCAGCAUCUCCCUGGUCCAAUGGGAUUCCUCCCUGUGGUUCUGGAUUAUUGCAGUAAAUAAUCUUUGUGUCAAACAAACGUUUAUGAUACUAACACGUCAUAUUAACAUCACUUUGACAUCAGCUUUUUAUAUUUUGUUUGUCAGCAAAUCUUUUCUAUCUGGGAGCUUUUUGUAUCCAUUAAAAAAACAAAACCCAAAAGCUAAAAAAGCUUGUUUUUUGCCCUGACUAAAUUCAUACUAAUGCUCAAAAUCACGUAGUCUUCAGCCUGAGCCUGAGCGCCUCACCGUCACAGCCAAUCAGCUCCUUUUGUUCUCUAAUUCACCAUCAAUGCUGCCAAAUUAACUUCUGAUGUCUAAAAAAUUAAAAUGUCUGUAUAACUUUUUUUUUACUCCAUAUUUUACUGAUAAUUUGCUGGAAAUAACUUUGUUUUUGGGGAAAUAAUUAUACUUUAAAGUAAUAUUGAAAACGUUAUAAUUGUAUAUUUGCUGAAUUGUAUUUUUCGCAUUUUGCAUGUUUGGGUUAGUUUUUAAGAAUUAUUUAUACCAUCAGUUUGUUGAAGCACCAUUUUGUUAUAUUUUCUAUUUACGGCUUCAUCGAAAUAUUACUUUUUACUUCACUUCACACAUUUUCUUUUUAAAAGAAAACAUAUAUUGAUCUCAUAAAUGACAUUAUAACAGAUUAUAUUACCCAGCAGUUUAUAAAGUAAUACAAAAAAAAUCUGUCACAAGAAUCAACACAAUAACUCAGACAUUACUGAUUUAAUGAAAUAUGUAUUGGGUUUUACUGAACACUUUAAAGGGCACCUAGUAUGCAAAAUCCACUUAUCCAUGUCUCUUCUACGUGGGGAGGGGCUCCUUAUUUUCAUCUAAAGUAACAGACA